Messenger RNA from Colletotrichum abscissum, 504 nucleotides. RefSeq lists its product as uncharacterized. The record is from RefSeq and is a predicted model, not a curated record. The transcript has 3 exons. Lineage: Eukaryota; Fungi; Ascomycota; Sordariomycetes; Glomerellales; Glomerellaceae. The coding region runs from base 1 to 504 and encodes 167 amino acids.
AUGGCCACCCCCUCCACAGCAAUCGUCCUCGUGGACCCCUACAACGAAUUCCUCCACCACGAGGGCAAAAUCUACCCGUCCGUAAAAGAAUCCCUCGAGGCGACGGGCACAAACGAUAACCUGCGCACCCUCGUCGCCGCGGCGCGCAAGCAAAAGAUGCCCAUCUUUUACGCCCUGCACAAGACGUGGAAGGAGGGAAACUAUGCCGGGUGGACGCACCUCACGCCCUCGCACAAGGGUCUGGCGGCCGCCAAGGGCAUCGCGGAGGGCAGCUGGGGCGCGGAGAUCUUGGAGGGGCUUGAGCCGGAUGUGGUGAGGAACGGGGACGUUGUUGCGAGCCGGCAUUGGAAUAAUAGUGGCUUCCAUGUUACCCUUUUAUCCGAUGCGACUGCUGGCUUCAGCACUGAGGCGAAGGAUGCCGCGACGAACCUCAUCUGGCCGUUGAUUGUGGAGAAUGUCACGACGGUUAGAGACUGGGUUCUUGAGAGUGAGUCCAAGGCCUGA